Molecule: messenger RNA, 1866 nt
Organism: Stegostoma tigrinum
Lineage: Eukaryota; Metazoa; Chordata; Chondrichthyes; Orectolobiformes; Stegostomatidae
Product: T cell receptor alpha chain MC.7.G5
Exons: 7
Coding region: 1-837 (278 amino acids)
Source: RefSeq, a predicted model, not a curated record
AUGUUGCCCAGCGUACCACAUUUAUUCAUCACAGCUGUGGUAGCUCUACCGGUGCUUUGUCGCGGAGAUUCUGUCACUCAGGCGCCAGCUUCAAUCCUAGUGAAUGAGAAAGAUAAUGCCCAGCUGUUUUGUAAUUACGCUACAACAAGCAACACGCCUUACCUUUUCUGGUACUAUCAACGUUUAAGCGGCUCCAUGGAGUUUCUCUUAUACAGAAGCCAAUAUAGUGGGAACACGGAGAGAUUUCCAGGCGACAGGUUUUCCACAGAAUUAGAUCACAUUAACCGAACGAUCAAGCUGAAUAUAUUGAAGACAGAACUAACAGACUCCGUAGUGUAUUACUGCGCUUUGGUGGCUUCUGGGGGUUACAGCAAAACAGUAUUUGGAGCCGGGACCAGACUCAUCGUCAAACCCCAAAGGACCCCAUCUGAUCCAUCCGUCUACAUUCUCCCUCCACACAAUAGCAACAUCAACAACAUCGCAUGCCUGGCAACUGACUAUUUCCCCCAAAAUGUCAGCAUGACCAUAAUAGCUGGGAAUAACAGACGGGAGCAGGACAAAUCAAAGGGCUUGCUAUCAACCAGUGAUCUCAGUUACAGCCUGCUAGGAUUCCUGGAUGAAUCGAAGGACCCCCAUAACGUUAAUUGCAGUGCUGGGAAUACUCACAAAAGCUUCCCAACAACCGAUCAACUGAAGUACAGCUGCAUUGAAGUGCAGGACAAGCUAGGAGAUCCACAGUACAACCUUCUGUCACUGACCAUCUUCGGACUGAGGAUCCUGUUUGUAAAGAGCAUCAUCUUCAAUGUGCUGAUGACUAUCCGCAUCUGGGUCUCGUGAGCUGGCUGGCCCUGCGACUGUGAGCAGUGGACAAAAAGGUGCGAUUGUGUUGUUGAAGAGUGUGAAAAUAAGAUUCUUCGCCUGAAGUCUCAGCGAACUUCGCUUGGAUUGUGACCUUUGAAGCUGCAAUAGCACAAAAGCAAUACUAGGCUUGUAAAAAAAAUAUAACCGAUAUAUGUGUCUGUGUGUGGUGCCUUUGCUCGUCCCUUCUGUGAAUGUAAAAUUGAGUAUUGUUCAUUAAAGCCUUGUUGAGUCAUCGGUCUCUUGCUUCCUCAAAAUUCUGGAGAAUUUUGGCACAUUAGCUCACCUCUCAGACACGCUGAGUGCAGGUGAACGGGGAAUUGGAGGGGAAUCGUGAAUCCCUACAGUGCAAAAGAUCAUCCCACCCUAUGCUGUACCACCGCCAUGCCCCCUCCCCUCCCAGCCCCUCUCCACCUAGCCAGUGAUUUCAGCUGACCCCAGCACCUCCCCUUUUGGACACCACCAUCCCAGGAGAGACCAGAGAGAAUACCCUGCAACCCCACAAAUCUCCCUGCCUUUGGCCCGUGGUCCUCUUGCACCUGAGCUGCUCAAUCUUACCGCCCUCUUCUUCCUGAACCUCAAAUCUGGGAGGGCACCCCCAAUUUCUGCCUCUGGAGAGAGAUUUACCAGCACCCCGCCAACCCGUUGCCAAUUCACCCCACACAAUAUCCAUCGCACCCCUCCCCGCCAAAGGAUUUAUCCCUCACCCUGAGAUUUGACACCACCGGUUAAAUUCUGAUAUAUCAGAGAUGGAUGUGCUCUCGCUCUUUGUUCCCUGAGACAAUGUGCCAGAACUUUUACCACGAGUGUGUUUGUUCGUUUGUGUAAAUACUUGAGCUGAUGUGUCAGAAAAGACCAUUGAGUUCCAAUUAAACUUAGCUCCCGUGGGGAAAUUCCUCACUAUUUUAUAUGUUACCGGCAUCAGUAUCAUCCUGUUUCGCAAAGAAUUUCCGUCAGCUUUACAACGUUUGCCAUAUCUUUCUCAUCGUGCUUGCCAAUAAAAUGUAU